Messenger RNA from Dictyostelium discoideum AX4, 3504 nucleotides. RefSeq lists its product as hypothetical. Lineage: Eukaryota; Evosea; Eumycetozoa; Dictyosteliales; Dictyosteliaceae. Gene Ontology annotation, molecular function: ATP binding; protein serine kinase activity; protein serine/threonine kinase activity. The coding region runs from base 1 to 3504 and encodes 1167 amino acids. The record is from RefSeq and is a predicted model, not a curated record. Gene Ontology annotation, cellular component: centrosome. The transcript has 4 exons.
AUGUCUAAGAAAGAACCUGAAGAAAUAAAGAAAAAUGUUACAGUUGGUAACUAUAAUUUAGGUGUUGUUAUUGGUAAAGGUGGUUUUGGUACAGUAUAUCAAGGAUUAGAUAUUGAAGAUGGUGAUUUUGUAGCAAUUAAACAAAUUAAUCUUACAAAGAUUCCAAAAGAUCAAUUACAAGGUAUUAUGAAUGAAAUCGAUCUUUUAAAGAAUCUUAAUCAUGCAAACAUUGUAAAAUAUAUUAAAUACGUAAAGACAAAAGAUAAUCUUUAUAUUGUUUUAGAGUAUGUUGAAAAUGGUUCAUUAUCAGGUAUUAUUAAAAAGUUUGGUAAAUUUCCAGAAACAUUGGUUUGUGUUUAUAUUAGACAAGUUUUAGAAGGUUUAGUUUAUCUUCAUGAACAGGGUGUGGUACAUAGAGAUAUUAAAGGUGCAAAUAUUUUAACAACCAAAGAGGGUAAAAUUAAAUUAGCAGAUUUUGGUGUUGCAACUAAAUUUGAUGAUACAAGUGCAGCAGCAGUAGUUGGUACACCAUAUUGGAUGGCACCAGAGAUUAUAGAGUUAAAUGGUGCAACGACGAAAUCAGAUAUUUGGAGUGUUGGAUGUACAGUUAUAGAGUUAUUAACAGGAUCACCACCAUAUUAUGAUUUAGGACAAAUGCCAGCACUUUUUCGUAUUGUACAAGAUGAUUGUCCACCAUUACCUGAGGGUAUUUCACCACCAUUAAAGGAUUGGUUAAUGCAAUGUUUUCAAAAGGAUCCAAAUUUACGUAUUUCAGCACAAAAACUAUUAAAACAUAAAUGGAUUCAAGCAAGUAUAAAGAAAAAACCAGUUGAAAAUGGUGCAGGUGGUGUUGGAAAUGGUACAGAUUCAUUGGGUGCACCUGCAAACAUUGAUGAUAUAGCAAAGAAUAUUACAGAUUACAAUGAACGUAUUAAUAAAAAACCAUCACAUCAAAGAAAACCUUCAAUUCAUCCAAAAUCACCAAAAGGUAAAGUAUUUUUACCACCACCUGAAGAAGAAGAAGAUGAAUGGGGUGAUGAUUUUAGUAAUACUCCAAAAUCAAUUAAAUUACCUGAUAAAAAAUCACCAUUAAAAUUAACAAAUAAUAAACCUUCAACACCAUUAAAACAACAACCAACAAAUAAUACACCAGUACAACAACAACAACAACAACAACAACCACCACCACUUAAAUUAGCAGUACCAAAACAACCAGUUAUUGAAAAUGAUGAUGAUUGGGGUGAUGAUUUUAAUACAGUUUCAGAUUUAUCAAAAGCAGUUGGUUCAUUAAAUUUCAAUAAUAAUAAAAAGAAUGAAACACCAAAACCAAAUAUAAAGAAACCAACAUUUAGUGAGGAUGAAGAUGAAGAUGAUGAUGAUGAUGGAUUUGGUAGUGGUGGUGAUGAUGAAGAUGAUGAUUUUGGUGAUAUACCAACAUCAAUUAAAUUAAAUCCAAAAUUCGGAUCAAAUAUAAAAGGAAAUAGUAGUGGUAGUGCAAAUACAACAAAUUCAUCAUCAACUGUUGUACAACAACCAAAAUUAACAGUAUCUAAUAAUAACAAUAAUAAUAAUAAGAAAUUACCAUUAUCACCAAGACAACCAUCAUCAGGUAAUGUUAAAGAGGGUAUUAAUCAUGGUAGUACAGGUAGUAAGAGUGGUGGUGUAAUUAUUGAUCAAUGGGGAGAGGAUGGUGAAGAAGAUAAUGAUUGGGGAGAUGUUGCAACAGUUAAUUUUGAUCCAAAAGUAAUUAGAAAAGGUACAGUUAAUAAACCAGAUCUUUCAACUAGAUUAAAGAAUAGAAUUGCAUUAUCAGAGACAGCAUUAAGUAAUAGUUUUAAUAAUAAUGGUAAUGAUGAUGAGGAUGAAGAUAUUUUCGCCGAUGAUUUCGAUGAAGAUGAUGAUGAAGAUUUCGAUUUGGAUAAGAAUUUAAUGAAGGAUAACUAUGCAAGAAUGUCAUCAGAGAUUUUAAAACUUAUGAAUCUAUUAACACCAGAACAACCCGAAGAAGUGAUCUCUAGUGCAUGCACUCAAUUGAUUACAAUGUUCAAAGAGAACUCUGAACAAAAGACCCUAUUAAUUCGACGUCAUGGUGUUAUUCCAAUCAUGGAGAUGUUGGAGGUUUCAAAUAUUCAAUCACAUGUACUUUGCUCAAUUCUAAAGGUUGUCAAUCAAAUUAUCGAUAACAAUAUGGAGAUUCAAGAGAAUCUAUGUUUGGUUGGUGGUAUUCCAGCGAUUAUGAAAUUUUCAGGACCUGAAUAUCCAGCAUCUGUUCGUUUGGAGACCGCUUCAUUCAUUAGUAAAAUGUGUAGUACUUCAACAUUGACAUUGCAAAUGUUUAUUGCAUGUAAAGGUUUACCCAUUUUAGUGGACUUUUUAUUAUCACCAUACGCCGAGAGUAAACGUUUGGUUUGGAUGGCCGUCGAUGCCAUUGUAAAUGUUUUCGAAUUACAAUCACCAACACCAAAGAAUGAUUUUUGUCGUCUCUUUUCAAAAUGUGGACUUUUAAAAACACUUCCAAUCGUAUUAAGAGAUUCAAUUGCAGAUGGUGAAGCCGCUGCAACCUAUCCCGAUAGAAUCAUAAAUUUAUUCAUUAUGUUUUCUGCAGCAGAUUCCGUUGUUAGAAAGACAAUGUCUGCCGUUGAGGUUAUUCGUCCAAUUUUAGAUACACUCUCACAAUUGAUGCCAGAACAAUUGGCAAAAGUAUUGAAAAGUAUUAAACAAUUAUCCAUGGAUCAUAAUACAUUGGCCAAUCUACAAAAUGCAGGUGCCAUUCGUUUUAUGGUACCAUUUUUAGGUCGUCGUACUGGUGCAUUUGUUGCAGAGAUUCAUAAUCAUGUUUUGAAUACAAUGUUCCAUCUUUGUCGUAUCGAUCCAGAGAGACAAUAUCAAGCUGCUAUCGAUGGUAUCAUACCACAUCUUCAAUACUUUAUCACUAGUCAUUCACCAUUGAAUCAAUUUGCCUUACCAAUCAUUUGUGAUUUAGCUCAUUCAAAGAAAGCAAGAUCUGAACUUUGGAAAAAUAAUGGUGUCGCUUUCUAUUUAUCACUCUUGGAGGAACGUUAUUGGCAAGUGAAUGCUUUGGAUUCUUUGGCAGUUUGGAUCACUGAUGAAACUCACAAGGUUGAGAAUAUCAUUGCAACCAAUGAAAACAUAAAGAAAUUGAUUCAACUCUUUACCAAUGCUGAAUCUCAAUCUUUUGCUGGUAUCUUGGAGCCAUUAUUAAAGAUUAUUCAAAUUUCAAUACCUGUAAAUAUCCUCUUGGGAACUUCAAAUUUCAUCACUAAAAUCAUCGAUAAAUUGGGUCAUACUAAUCCUCAAGUACGUUUGAACCUCUUGAAAAUUAUUACCUCCCUCUAUGAAUGUCAUCCAAAUGCUAAAAAGAUGAUUCAAGAAUUUAAACUCAUUCCAAUCAUUCAAAAGAUUGCAGAUACCGAUAAAUCUGUUUUGGUUCAAAAAAUGGCAAGCAAAUUACUUGAAGCCUUUAAUGCUAAUACUGUAAUUUAA